Saccostrea echinata is the source of this 869-nucleotide messenger RNA. RefSeq lists its product as uncharacterized. Gene Ontology annotation, molecular function: DNA-binding transcription factor activity. The transcript is spliced from 8 exons. The record is from RefSeq and is a predicted model, not a curated record. The coding region runs from base 1 to 681 and encodes 226 amino acids. NCBI's taxonomy places the organism in Eukaryota, Metazoa, Mollusca, Bivalvia, Ostreida, Ostreidae.
AUGGACGAAGAAACAAGUGACACUUGGAAAGAUCAGUUCGAUGUAAGAUCAACAUCACUAUCUGGGUAUGUGACAUCUUCCACAAAAUUGUACAAGUUGUUACAGGAGUACGAUUAUGCAACUUCCUCUAGGUUCCGAUGCUUAAAAAGUUCCAUACAAUUUGGAAAGGAUGUUGAUGUAGGAGAGAUUGAUAAAUCCCAUAUCAGAUUUGUGGACACACAGGAAAAUGCUGAACCCCAUAUAGAAUAUGAUGCUAUCCCUUUCAUUAUUAUGGGCAAAAAAAUCUUGGAAUGUCACCAGGGAUAUGACAGAGACGAAAGAAACAACCAAAAGAAACAAAGCAAAGCAAGAGAAGAUACUGAACAGUCCAUGAAACUGGUUUACAUUUUGUGCGAAUGGCCAAGGAUGGAUCUUCCCAUAAACAAGGGAACAGGAAACAUACAAGGCUACAAUAUAGCAACUCUGUUUGCAAAAGACAUCAAAACAAAGCUGAAGGAAAUAUUGGAAUUAGAAGAGGGUGAUAAGAGGUGUUAUGAACCACACUGGAGAUAUAUGCGAUGGAUUGACAGGAAUGACUUGACCGACCAUAAUGUGAUGAAUAACUCUGUGAAAGGAAUGGAAGAAAGAAAUAAACUUUUUCAUAAAGAGUGGUCUCUUCAGUCCUCCAGGAUAUUACCUUAGUUUGAAAAACUGCAAUAAUGGAAAGCUUAUGGCAACACUGGAAGAUGAGACAGGACAGAGAUUGAAUGAAGGAGUUAGAUACUUUAAGGAUGUAUUGCUUGUAGAAGCAAGAAUCAUUAUCGCUUCUGUUGUCAAGAACAUAACAUAUAGAGAAGCUGAAGAACUUCUCUAUCCAUUGAAAUAACAAA